AUGGCCUCAGUCACUCCCACACUCUCGCGCCACGACUCGCCAGGCCCCGAGCCCUUUGCAGUCCCUCAUGACUGCUUGGUGGUGAUGCUCGUGGGGUUGCCAGCCUCUGGCAAGAGCACGUUGGCCCGCCAUAUCCACCAGUUCGUCAGCACGUGUACACCCUACACCUCAGCCAUCUACAACGCUGGCGACAUUCGUCGCCAGAACAGCAGCUUCCACACGUCGGACUUCUUCAACCCCAACAACCUCCAGGGCCGCAUGGACCGCGAGAUGUACGCCGACAUCAACCUCCACAACCUCCUCCACGACUUGCGGAGGGGUGCCACCCAGGUGGGAUUCUUGGACGCAACCAACACCACCAUCGACCGCCGUCGCCGCAUGUUCGACACCAUCCGUGCUUCGGGCAUAAAUCCACACGUGGUGGUGCUAGACGUACAGUGCACCAAGCCCCACUUGCUUAACUUCAACAUAAGCGGAAAAGCACACAACCGCGACUACCACGACAAGGACUACCUCACGGCAGUCAACGACUUCAAGGUGCGCACCCGCCACUACCACAAGGUGUACCAGCCCAUAGUGCGCGACGAGUUGGCUCACUACCCCUUGGCAAUGUACGUGCGGGUGUGCAACGCAGGUGAGUCCUUCGACAACUGGAGCCUUGACGACUCGUUCAAGAAAACGCACUUUUACUUGAUGUUGAUGCACUUCGAGAGCAAUUACUACAACACCGAAGGCAAACGGUAUUUUGAGGCGGUGGAGGCGUUCUACAAGAACUCCACCGCAGGUAUAGCUGGAUAG
Molecule: messenger RNA, 798 nt
Organism: Suhomyces tanzawaensis NRRL Y-17324
Lineage: Eukaryota; Fungi; Ascomycota; Pichiomycetes; Serinales; Debaryomycetaceae
Product: 6-phosphofructo-2-kinase
Exons: 1
Coding region: 1-798 (265 amino acids)
Biological process (GO): fructose metabolic process; fructose 2,6-bisphosphate metabolic process
Cellular component (GO): cytosol
Molecular function (GO): ATP binding; 6-phosphofructo-2-kinase activity
Source: RefSeq, a predicted model, not a curated record